This is a messenger RNA of Rhopilema esculentum, 2670 nucleotides long. The record is from RefSeq and is a predicted model, not a curated record. Lineage: Eukaryota; Metazoa; Cnidaria; Scyphozoa; Rhizostomeae; Rhizostomatidae.
GAACCUUGCAGCAAAUGGAAAACUUAAGCCAGAACAAUACGGCAAACGCCUGCUUUUGUGGCAAGUAAGCCGUUCAUUAUUAAGCAGAAAAAUUAUUUCGCUCCUGCUCAAUUAGGCAGGGGAGUUUCUGAUCAGCAGCGUCACAAUUUUCAGAAUACUUUUGAUCGCAGGUUUCCUCUUAUCCAGUAGAUUAGCACAGAAUGUUGCUUGUUCUUUGCUGUAAAGAAACAUCCGUAAUUAUCACCUUCGCUCACAACCGUGCUAAGCCUCGUGCGUCAUUCUGUGCUAAGUUUUAUCCACUUCCUGAGCACAUUGCUCUGGAAUGGUUUACAGGCAUUUGGUUUUUGAUUUUGACAAAGGUAUUCGAAUUAAGCCAAAAAUCCUGUGAGUUUCACUGAGGGUUUAACGUCUUCCUUAAAUGCAACAAAAAAAGUGGCAGAUCCUUAAACAGCUAACGCCAAUGUGAAAGCCGGAUACAAGGGAGAAUCAAUUGGUGAGACUAACGAAUUUUCUUCGCGCGACCUUCCUCGCUAAGAUUAUCCGCCGGUUGAUUCAGGUUAAGUCGCAGAGGGACUGUGCAUCUGCUAAACGAAAAGCACGCUGUGAGGAAGAGAAUCUCUUCGCGAAAGUUGCAUAAAUUUCCGUUUCAGGUUAGAGUUUGUUUUGAUUACCUGCUAUCCCGCUCCUGAUACCAAUACUCGCCCGAAUUUGUUUUGCAAAGAGAAGGUCCUUUGCCUCAAACGACUUAAAGCAUUGCGGUUUAGACCUGUUCUUCUUUGUCACCUGUGGCCUCGUGUGAAUCAGAAAGAAACGAAAGGAGGCCUCGCGUGUUCUCUAUUCAAUUAUUCAUUGACCAUAGAGAUAAAGAUCAGCGAUCGCCAUAUGGGAGAUAUUUAAUUUUAUAGAAAAACCUAAUUCUCGUUGGCUACUGAAAAUACUUGACACUUUUGAGGUUCUCUCAUGUACAGUGACGCUGGUAUCCUGAACACCAAGUAACGGAGAAGAAGAAAUACCGUUCACAACAAAUGGAUCAUUGAAACUUCAUGUUAAAUCUUCAAAACAACAUGUCUGGGAUAAAUUUAGAAAGAGGAGAAUCCUUUACAGUCAACAGAUGCACGUGUUUAUGUGUCAGUGCCAAGAAGGAUAGAAUGUGUGCGUUGACUAUUUUAGGAGCUUUUGAAAUAAUAAUAGCCGUAGCUUCAAUUGGUUUGGGAAAUUGGGCAGUUUUUGCUUAUCCAGGACAUAUACGAAAAACGGCCGCUUUUAACUUCUGGUCAGGAGGAGCCAUAAUACUAAGUGGCAUAUUAUCAGCAAGAGCAUGGCGGCAUGUGAAUAAAUUAUGGAUCACAACUACAGCGGUGGUGUCUUUUUUUACAACUCUUAUGUACAUGUCAAGUGGAUGUUGGAUGAUCAAAUUAUUAAUUCAAGAAACUGACAAAGACAGAAGUUCUAAAGCGUUCAUUUUCUAUGGCUUUAAUAUGACUGCAGCCGUACUUGGAUUUCUAUUCGCUGGCCUUGCAACUGCUGUAGCCUGGAGUGUGCGGGAACAACUGCCUACACGGAGGAGAGACCAGGCUGGCAAUCAGGUAGCACCAACAUCAGUGACAUCAUUCAGUAACGAGGAUUUUCGAAGAUCAAUGGCAGAGCUACAGGGCCCUCCUCCACCUUAUGAGCCUUAAGCGGAUAGAAAAGACUUGGCUUUCUGCUUUUGUAGCAUUUUGAAGAGGUUCACACCAGACUCCCAGAUUACACACUUCUUUAAUAAUGAGAACAUAUUUUAUAAAAAUAUCGACGCAUGUGAUUUCUAAGUUAAGUAAUAAAUCCAUGCUGAAAAACUACUAAUUAAAAUCAGGUCAGAUUUUCAUCAGUAAUUGCAUGCUACUGCAAAGUCUACCUUUUUUUCAUUUGCAUGGCGUCAGUUUAAGAAUAAAGAAUAACAAAUGUUUGAGAAUAUCUGGUAUUCUUAUAAAAAGGUGUGCAAUGGUCAAAGAAUAAAUGAGUUUGAGUCAAAAAAGAGCUUGAAGAGAUUCCAAACUUUGAAAUGAAAAUUCAGACAUUCAGAAACGUCCUAUCUUCCAUACUUCUCGCAUGGGUUUGCAUGCUCUCGACGAAAAUUGUGCUUCUUUUGUGAAACCGAGGUUUGAUACUGAAAAUGGUAUUAUUUGAACUGCUUGCUUCACUGUUCAGCUAAAUAUUUGUUAUAUAGUCUGUUUUAAAAGCUAAAUAGUUGAUUUUGUCUCCUUUUUUCUAAGCGUUUUCCUCCCUUCCCGUGUAAGGGUUUUGCUAUAGGCAUUCAGGUGUCUCCCAAGCAUUACAACGAAAAACAUUUUAACUUAGAUAAUAAUGUCAGGGCCGACAUGGGAAAAGGGCCCCAAAAUUUUUUCAAUGGCAAUUUCAAUCUUUUUCAUUUUAACAGUGUAUUUAAAGUUUUUUAUACUUAUCGUUCCUUUUUUCAUCUCAUUUCCUCGUCUAAAGAGCUGUGUGUCGUCGAUGUUCAGCCAUGUUCAAAAGACAAAAAUUCUUGAGAGGUGGUAAGAAUUAGUUUCAAAGUUAUCUCUUGUGAAGAUUAUCGUUCUUUGCUUUAUCUUUUCCUCAGAAAAAAGGUUUAGAGCACAGUCUACUGAUACUUUGUUCUGUCUUUACUGUAGUUUUUUAAAUAAAAAUGUAAAU